This is a messenger RNA of Candidula unifasciata, 456 nucleotides long. Lineage: Eukaryota; Metazoa; Mollusca; Gastropoda; Stylommatophora; Geomitridae. The record is from the annotation of a GenBank genome assembly.
AUGAUAGAUGUUAGACUGACCGCCAAGGUGAACGCUGACAGUUGGUUUGCGUUUGGCUUCUCUGAUUACGGAGACGUAACUGCCGCUGAUCUUGUAGCUUUUUGGACAAGCGAUGGAGACAAACACCACUUUGUGGAUGGUCAUACGGACGGAGACGGCCUGCUACUGCCAGAUCCUCAGCAAGACUACAACCUCACCUUUGUGUCCGAGGCGCCAGGUCACGUGGUGCUCCAGUUUCACCGGGCUUUUGAUACUUGUGAUACCAACGACUAUAUUUUGGAUAAUGGGACCACCCAUGUGAUUUUCGUUGAGUCGGAUUCCUCUUCUGGUUUGCCUUUUGGUACUGACGUCACACAGUUACGUCAUGGAGUUCAGAGAACACAGAUUCUGAAACCAGAGAUUGCUAGCGUUGAUGUCCCUGCAGAUACUUGGACCUUCGACGUCAAACUACCAGAG